Messenger RNA from Brenthis ino (lesser marbled fritillary), 306 nucleotides. Lineage: Eukaryota; Metazoa; Arthropoda; Insecta; Lepidoptera; Nymphalidae. The record is from the annotation of a GenBank genome assembly.
AUGCAGUGCUAUAAACUGUCGCCGAAACGCGAACCCUUGGAACAUGGGUUCGACAUGGAGAUGAUGGGGGGUGCUCGAAGAUUGGAACUCCCAGCACCUCCUGGAAAAGAGUUCCGUGCACCGUGCUUGCUGCCGGCGCCGGCGCCGCCUCCGCCGCCGACACAUUCGGUUAUACAAUGCAUGCGUCCACCACCGCCACCGCCGCCACCAUCUCGUCUUCACAAGCCACCUCCUUUCGAGGAACCUUCUAGUUCGAUUCCAGACCUAGAUAAUGAUGAUAUAACUAUAUCGAAUGCGGAUGCUCAA